Molecule: messenger RNA, 3406 nt
Organism: Diaporthe batatas
Lineage: Eukaryota; Fungi; Ascomycota; Sordariomycetes; Diaporthales; Diaporthaceae
Exons: 1
Coding region: 1738-2718 (326 amino acids)
Molecular function (GO): protein binding
Source: RefSeq, a predicted model, not a curated record
UUACUAUUACUCUUUCAUGCCCUGGGUCAACGGCUGGCCUGGGCGGUCGCGAGUCGCGCGCCAUGGACAUGGACAAUGCGAACAUCGACACCCAGAGAUGCCCCAGAGACGGUGAUGCCACCGCUCAUCAGACCUGACACGGUCACUGCAGAACAGACAGACCGCUCGUCCGCCUUGCAAGGCCCAAGGCAUAAGGUCUGCCAUCACCCAGCACGAUGGGAGUCGACUCAGUCAUGGCGCCAUCGCCCUGGAUGAAACUCCCCAAACAGGAAAGCCGCAACGCACUAAGCACCAGGCCAGAGGCGUGCACGAGCUCGCAGGGCUCGCAAGUCCGAGGCGUGCGAACGGCGCUCGGCCCGGACUUGUCUUGCCUGCUUGCCUCGUCUGCCUUCUCUGCCUUCUCUGCCUUCUCGAACACAGCGCCUGGUCCGACAACCAUGAGGAACCAUGCCAGAUUGGCUUGGCGGCUGCCGCGUGGGGGAACGGUCCCUUGAUUUUCUUCGUCAUCCUGCCCGGCUGCCCGGCCUACCCCUGAGCCCUCGCAACGUCGACCGGACUAUCGUCGGCCACUUGUUAGUGCCAGCCUGGCCGCCAGGCCGCCUGCCAGCCUUUCUGCGCCGGGAUCGUGUGUUCCAGGCGCUCCACUGCCUCAUCUGGUUCCCGCCAGGAUGGAAACGGUGCGAGCGCGGGAGGACUCGCCCCAGCCGUGGGAGGCUCCAGUUUUCCUCCACUCACCGUCUUUCCUCACUGGCUGCUCAUCACGAUGAUCAGUGCAGGCCGUCGGUUUCCUUUCGUCACAGCUUCUUGUCGAGAUACGCUGCGCUACGGCAUCUGUGCUCUUCAUAUCUCUCUUCAUAUCUCUCCUGCAACUCUCCUUCUUGUCGUGAGCCGGAACCCUGAGAGGCAUGACAAGUGUCCCACUCUUGAUGACCGCCCGUCCGGAGAAGCAGUGAUCAUCAAUCUCCCCUGCCUCUUGAGUCUCGCCUCCCCGCGAAUAAUCUCGCGCCCUCCUCGCGGUCUCGGUCCCUUUUCCCAGCCCAACUCGAACCUGCUGCCCUGCCAGCUGCCCCGUUCCGUUGGCCGUCCCUCCUGCCUGUCGCCCUUGCCGCUCCACUCCCGUUCUUUCUCCCAUCUUCCUGCAGCAUCCGCGGCGGAUAUCACACCACGACUCGACAGACCAUCCAACCUCGUGGUCUGUUUUCCUUGUCCUAACGCCACCCUCCAUCUCUUUUCAUCGCCUUGCUGUUCCAACCCAAGGCUCGCCAAUCAACCUACAUCAUCUCUAUCGUCCCCUACGAGAACAAUUAUACUCUCUAGAGCGUACCAUUCCCCUUGCACACACCAAUCCCGCACAGCAAGAACACACAGUUCCUAUCUCGGAAGCCCUCCCCCGGAGACCCCAUGGUGUCGCUAGUGAGGAGACCUCCGUCGAACAUCCAGGAAACCGUUGUCGGUGCGCCUAGCCCCUGACUUGCAUACCGGUACAUCGUAAUACGAUAUCUGCCCUCGCUUGCCCCGGUGUGGCCAAGCCUUGACAUAUAUAUCCACAACGGGACCCCAGAUUCUCGUCCCCGCCAGCCAGCAGGAAGCCGCUCAAACACUACGUCAGACGCCAGCACCACUCAAGACCGCUCCACAUUAUAAGCCGACCACCGUUCGAGUACACAACAACCACCAGAAGACAAUUGACCCUCACCAACAAGUCAAGAAUAUCACCCAGCACCCAAGUCAGUCAACAUGAAGGUGGACAGUGAUUAUUCCCAGGGGCCCACCCUCACUCAAGGGAUGUCCAAGGGCUUCACGCCGCUCUCCAGGCAAAACUCUGGAAUCUUCACCAAGGAGGAACAAGUUUUGGCAAGAAACCCGCACACCGCUAGGAGACUUCCUCAGCGGUCACGAACCACCCACGAGCACAUCCCGUUGGGGCCACAAGUCCUGACUUUCACGAGGCCCCAACCUCAGCAGUAUGCCUCUACCUCUACUGUUCCGACCCACAACACAGUCGGUGCUGGGGCCGUCACGGAGGAGACACAGGCUCAGAGCGCCUCUGUCCCGAGUCCCGACGCGCAGAGUCUGCAGAACGAGAGUGCCGACUCGGUCGCACCACUCGAGAGCAGCAGGCCUCCCCAGCCCCGUAGGCCGAAGCUGGGCCCCCCGCGCCGCUCCUACUCGGUCACAGACUGCGAGCCAGUCCCGCCCGAGCAGCGUCCCGCCUCGGGCCCCCUGACGCUGUCCACGAUCCCGGCUGAGCUCCACUACGCCGUCUUUGACUUCCUGGACCCAAUUGACUCUGCGUGCCUGGGGCUCACCAACAGCCACUUCUACGCCAUCCACCGGCGCAUGCACGGGUCGGUGCCGCUGAGCUCGCGGCGUGACGGGCCCAACGAGCUGGAGUGGGCCUGGCACCUCGCCAGCAGGCCCAUCGCCGGCCACGGCGGCGCCAGCACCAGCUCGGCGACGACCAACACGCUGGGCGCGGGCGACAAGGCCAGCCUCGCGUCACUGCGGGUCCACGGCAAGGGUCUCUGCAGGAAGUGCGGCGUGAGCCGGUGCGAGCUCCACAAGCACAUCCGCGAGUGGGUGCCGGAGACGCACGAGUACUGCUCGGUCCGGGACAAGUUCGUGCCCAGGCCCGGCGAGGAGGCGAAAGCUCACUGCUACAUGAGCAACCCCAGGAACUCAUCCCGCUGCGGGCGGCACCGUCUGAGGAAGGACUAGGGGCUUGUGGUAGGCAGAGAUGGGAAUAUACCAAUGUCUUUCUGGCGUUAUGGUUGGAUAUGAUGCUAUGCAAAAUAAGAUCUGCUCGGAGAGGACGAGUUGAGAUGACACAAGGAAGAGGGCACAGAGCUGGAAAUUUAAUUGGUGUAUCGUGAUCGCACUGCAUCCUAGAUGAGUAGAGACGAGUCACACAGCAUUAGACAGCAUCAUAGAUUGUGCAUAUCUGUUGUACGCACUGCAUACGAUACGAACUUUCUAUAACCCGUACUGUGCGAAGGUACUUACGGGAACCCAGCCGUAGGUCAGCUGGCUUGUGUGGCAUCCUGCGGGUAAGGAUGUUUAGGUUUCUGUUGUCUUGCUGGUCGUGAGAUGUGGUGCGGGUGAUAUCAGGUCAGAGCCCACAUGCAAGACCACCUGGGCAGCCUUGCUGUUCGCUUCGCGGCCUCGGCAUCUGUUCCUCAACGUCCUAUGGGAUAACGUCCAAUGGGAUGUAUACUGAAGUAACCUCGUGUGGGAUGGCCUCCUAAAGGACAGCCUCCUAAGAAGAUCCACCUCCCCUAGGAUCACCUCAUGGGGGAUGAACUCUUAUAGAAAACCUCCUAAGGUAUCAUGGUUUAUAUAAAAAGGAGGGAUCGAACUCUUGCGUGACCGAGUACCGAGAUAAUCGGCGGGAACACAGCAGUGCCGC